AUGUCACAGUCUGGCUGGUGGGAUCGUGUGAGAACGGGUGGGAAGAAAGGAUUCGAUGCGACGUGGAAGCAGUUGGACAAGGUGGGAGCGCCAGUCAACAAGCUCACCAACAAGCUAGGUAGUGAAGCGUUCUGGCCGACAACGCUGGACAAGGAGAGCGACAAGGCUGCGCGGAUUCUGAAGUCAUUCUGCAAGGAUGGCUUCUACGCGGAAGAAGAGAGAAAGCCGCAGGACGGACCGACGAUGAAGCAGAAGGUCGUAAAGAAGAUACCUGCGAAUGUGAUCAAGAAUGCGAAGGGUCUCGCAAUCUUCACAACCAUGCGGACAGGUCUGUGGAUGUCUGGCGCAGGUGGAUCAGGUGUACUCAUUGGUCGGCUACCGGACGGCUCUUGGUCACCACCGUCUGGUAUUCUGUUACAUACGGCUGGACUAGGGUUCCUGGUUGGUGUGGACAUCUACGACUGUGUGGUCGUGAUAAACACGGACGCUGCACUGCAGGCGUUCACAAAGAUACGGUGUACACUCGGCAGCGAGAUCAGUGUAGCUGCUGGACCUGUUGGUGCAGGCGGUGUUGUGGACACAGAAAUCCACAAGCGGCAAGCACCCAUCCUGACAUACAUGAAGAGUCGUGGUUUCUACGCUGGGGUGCAAAUCGACGGGACAGUGAUCAUUGAACGUGGCGACGAGAAUGAGCGAUUCUAUGGGUACAAAUAUCCCGUUGGUGAUAUCCUGGCAGGCAAAGUUAGACAUCCACCCUAUGAGCUCCGACAUCUUUUCGAGACGCUCAAAGCAGCACAAGGAGACAAAACAUUCGAUGCGAGUGCCAUACCCGACGGCCCACCUCCUGGUGACUACACAGUGGAGGACGACGGACACAUGUUCGGCGUACCUGACAAAGAAGAUCCGGACCCAUACGGUGUGCUCGCACUCGAGAAAGAAGGCCUUGGUCUGAAGGAAGCUGGUACCCAGAAGCGAGCAAGCUGGGAGCAAUUCACCUUCAACCCUGCACCAACCAGUCCGAUACAUCAGCUCUACCGCAGCAGCAGUCAGGAUAUGUCCUCAAAAGGUAGCCGACAUAACAGCUGGCGCGCCAGCGCUUUCUCCAAUACUGAGCCGAAGACACCAAGUAGCCUACGCAACAGUAUCGAUCGGCAGCUGACAGGAAGAUCUCGCGGGUAUACCGAUACAUCUACACAAACGGAAGUUGAGCCUGAGACGCCGGCAAGUCCGUACAGGAGGAGCUUUGCCAGUAGGAGGACGAGCGAUGACAGCGUCGCUACCAGUCAUGUCAUGCCAAACGUGCCGGAAAAUGAUGUCCUAGAUACUUCACCCACGCGGAAGGACGCGACGAAUUCUCCAAGACAUGUCAAUGGCUACAAUACCCCUCCGCAUACGCCACCAGUCGACAAUGAGGUAUCCAACGGACACGAUGAGCUGGACGAUCAUGAUGUAGAUGACCGCGACGAUGAUGUGCAUAUCGAGGAGCCAGUCGUACACUCCGUACAGAGUGUGCAGACCGUGCAGCCUGCAUCACCCAUCAAACUCAUGUCCGCGAAGCUGGUCUCGGUACCGAAGCGCGGGCCACCGCCUAUUCUGCCUCCGCGUAAUGCACGUCGGGGUGGUCCUGUGGUGGUUGAUGCUUCGCCGAAGGUUGACCAGGCUGGCCGUUCCAUUCAGUCUGGCACAGAAAACGAUAAGGCGGAAGCGAUGUCGAAGGAUGAUGAGAUACCCGAUGUUCUUGAGGUCAAGGAUCGCAUGGACGAUGUCAAGCUUGAUGAUGACAAGGAAAAUGACAUUGCCAAUCCGUGGGCACAGGCGGACGAGGUACGGAAGCGCGCAAGUCAGGAUCACUCACCAAUGCCGGGUGGAUUUGAGUAG
Molecule: messenger RNA, 1878 nt
Organism: Recurvomyces mirabilis
Lineage: Eukaryota; Fungi; Ascomycota; Dothideomycetes; Mycosphaerellales; Teratosphaeriaceae
Exons: 2
Coding region: 1-1878 (625 amino acids)
Biological process (GO): regulation of ruffle assembly
Cellular component (GO): ruffle membrane
Molecular function (GO): phosphatidylinositol binding
Source: RefSeq, a predicted model, not a curated record